Molecule: messenger RNA, 1458 nt
Organism: Cajanus cajan (pigeon pea)
Lineage: Eukaryota; Viridiplantae; Streptophyta; Magnoliopsida; Fabales; Fabaceae
Product: Protein phosphatase 2C family protein
Biological process (GO): protein dephosphorylation
Molecular function (GO): protein serine/threonine phosphatase activity
Source: RefSeq, a predicted model, not a curated record
UAUAUAUUCGGUCCUUAAAUUCGUGAGUGUCAGACUUAUUUCAUCUCUUGAAUAUAAUAAAGUAGAAGAGAAAAGUCUCCAAGUUGGAAUGGGUAUCUGCAUAUCCUCUGAAUCUUCAGCGAUUCAUGAAGCGCCUGAAGAAGCUCGUGAUGAAAACGUGAUAGUGUUUAAAGCAAGCAAGGUUCUAAGCGAGACUCGGGGACUUUGCUCUGCUUACUCUAAACAAGGUAGCAAAGGACUUAACCAAGAUGCUGCUACUAUUUCUCAGGGUUAUGGGAAGGAAAAGGCAGCAUUUUGCGGCGUUUUCGAUGGCCAUGGAAGGAACGGUCACUUAGUGAGCACAAUAGUAAACAGCCGUUUGUCUUCACUCAUACUGAACCAAAAGAACGUGCAUGGAAAGAUUGACACGAUGGAAAAGGGUGAUGAUAAAAACAUCCUUAACCAUGUGGACACGGUUGAAGAAGAUUCGUCUCCAAAUAAGAAUUUUCAGGAAUGGAAAGAAGCUAUUAUUGGCGCUUUCAGGGUGAUGGACAAGGAGUUGAAGCUGCAAGAGAAUCUAGAUUGCUCUUGUAGUGGAACUACUGCUGUAGUUGUCAUAAGAGAGGGUGAAGAUCUUGUCAUAGCUAACCUUGGUGAUUCAAGAGCAGUCUUGGGCACAAUCUGUGACGGUGAAAUCAUACCCGUUCAAUUGACCACAGAUAUGAAACCUGGAUUACCUCGCGAAGCGGAUCGAAUAAGAAGUUGCAAUGGCCGUGUAUUUGCACUAAAGGAAGAACCACACAUCCAGCGAGUGUGGUUACCUAAUGAGAACUCCCCAGGUUUAGCCAUGUCUCGAGCUUUUGGAGAUUUUAUGCUCAAAGACCACGGUAUCAUUGCCAUCCCAGAUAUUUCGUUUCUCACUCUAACAUCCAAGGACCAGUUUAUUGUACUUGCAAGUGAUGGGGUAUGGGAUGUAUUAAGCAAUAAGGAGGUUUCCUCAAUCGUGUGGGAGGUAAACAGUGAAAGGGAAGCAGCAAGGGCAGUAGUGGAAGCAGCAACCGCAGCAUGGAAACACAAGUAUCCUUCUUCUAAGGUUGAUGACUGCACUGUGGUUUGUCUCUUCUUCCAGAAGAAACAACAGCUCUUAUCCGUGAAAAGUGGAAAUCCCUGAUAAGGCCCUUUUUUUUUUCUUGGGAACAAAGUUAUUAUGUCUGGGUACAUCACUUGACAGAUGUAUGUUAGUUGGGAAGUUAAAUGACGGAUCAAGUUAAAGAAUGCUGAUAUGAGGUUCUAUUGGUUUGCUCUGGUUUCUCUCUUCCACUUUAUAAAUAUCCAUGUAUUUCUCGUAUGUCGUAUCAUAUCAUUUAAUGCAGAGUUAUUUCCACACAACUCUCUUUUUCAGAUUUAUUGUGACACCAAGUCAAUGUCACAUGUAUUUUCUGAUAAUUAUUAACAAGGCUUUUUUAUGUUAUAUUGUAA